Molecule: messenger RNA, 3535 nt
Organism: Coregonus clupeaformis (lake whitefish)
Lineage: Eukaryota; Metazoa; Chordata; Actinopteri; Salmoniformes; Salmonidae
Product: haloacid dehalogenase-like hydrolase domain-containing 5
Exons: 8
Coding region: 949-2277 (442 amino acids)
Biological process (GO): glycerophospholipid biosynthetic process
Cellular component (GO): mitochondrion
Source: RefSeq, a predicted model, not a curated record
UCAGCAGUUCUGAGUUCUUUAUGUUGAACAACUUAAAACAACCCUGCCCUAGAAAUGUGUCAUGUAACAUUUUAUUUUCAAAUUCACAAAGAAACUCGGAGAUUGUGGGUGGCCCCACAUUGUCAGCAGUUACAGUACAGGACUAAGCAGGCUUUUCUUCCCAGAGAGAAUAUAGAACAGGUUGUGGCAAACUCAAUUGGCUCAGAUUUCCAUGUCAAAUUCCCCUCGGGUGGCACUUGCAGUGUAAAUUUAGCCAACCUAUAUAUAAAGACCCACAUGUGCUCCGGUUGUCAAUUUUGCAGUCGGUUCGGCCCUUAUUUGGUCUCCUGUCUUGAACAGAAAAUUGACAUAAAUCCAUUGAAAACAUGGAUAAAUACAAUUGUAUUACUUUGGUGCAAUGCAGUAGACAAAAUUCCUCAAUCUAUACUUCUAAAAUGGCCAGUAUCCUUGCUGCUGUUUUCCCCUGCAUUUCUAUUGCUCCACCUGAUGUUCAAAAUGGCAGCUGUGGCCGCAGUCUAGUUCUGCAGCUAUUUACGGUUUUCAACCGUGCGCAAUAAAGAAAUGCCGUGUUCAAAACAACUGGGAACUCGGAAAUCUCCGACUUCAGUGCGGUCAAGACAACUGCGAGCUCGCAGGGCAAAAACCAGCACCGACUGGGGAAAAAAUCGGUUCGAACUAUAAUCCAAUUCGGAAACGGGCAUCUUUCAAGAGCUCCGACCUGAAGAUCACUGACGUCAUGAUUUGACCUCGGUUUUUUCCGAGUUCCCAGUUGUCUUGAAAGCACCAAAAGGACGUACUACUUAUCAUAUGUCGUCAUUUCGCCGUGCAAAGAAAAAAAUACACGGGUGAAAAAAUCGCCAGAACACAACCCCAACCGAACAGCCAACUCUGCCCGCUAUUUUUUUUGGUGCUUCAUUAUUUUACGCUCCCCGGUGAAAGUAGGCGGAGAUGAGGGGACUCCUGCCGUUUUACCGUGCUCUGAACGCCCUGUGUAACCGACAAGUCAGGCGAAGAGCUGGAUUUGCCGGUUCUCAGUGCGGGUUUAGCGGAACUGUGUCUGAUAGCAAGCCACAGCCACGCUUUGGCCUGCUGUUUGACAUCGAUGGCGUGCUUGUCCGAGGAAAGAUACCCAUCCCUGCUGCAAAAAAGGCAUUCCAAAAACUGGUCAACUCUCAGGGACAAUUUGUGGUGCCAGUUGUUUUUGUCACCAACGCAGGGAAUUGUAUGCGGCAGAUGAAAGCGGACCAGCUCUCACACAUCCUGGGAGUGCCUAUCACCAUGGACCAGGUGAUGAUGUCACACAGUCCACUGAGAAUGUUCAAGAAGUACCAUGACAAGUGUGUUCUGGUGUCAGGACAAGGACCCGUCCUGGAUAUUGCCAAAAACUUGGGCUUCCAGAAUGUGGUCAGUAUCGACAUGUUGAGAGAGUCCUUUCCUCUGCUGGACAUGGUGGACCACAACAGACGGCCCAAACUGCCGUCCAGUCCUAUUGCCAACCUUCCCACAGUAGAAGCUGUUAUUCUGUUUGGGGAGCCCAUUCGAUGGGAGACCAACCUCCAGCUGAUAAUUGAUAUCCUGUUGACCAAUGGGAACCUGAGCGGAGCCCACCAGACCCAGAAGCUGCCCCACCUCCCCCUGCUGGCCUGCAACAUGGAUCUCAUGUGGAUGGCUGAGGCCCAGUCUCCACGGUUUGGUCAUGGGACAUUCCUGGUGUGCCUGGAGAACAUCUACAAGAAGAUAACGGGUAAAGAGGUGAAGUACAAGGCUCUGAUGGGGAAGCCCAGUGAACUGACCUACCACUUUGCGGAGUACCUCAUCAGAGGCCAGGCUGUGGAGAGAAACUGGACACAGCCCAUCACCUCCCUCUAUGCUAUUGGGGAUAACCUGAUGACUGACAUCUAUGGGGCCAACCUCUACAGCUGUUACCUGGAGGAGAGGACCAGGAGGAAGAACUCCAAAACUGUCACCAAGAUGGCCACUGGCACGGGCUCCAGCGCAGCCCUGCCCCAGGACAAUGAGCAUGUUGAGAACACCUGGGAGAGCGAGCUGGCACCCCCCUCCGCCACCUCCUGCAAGUCUAUCCUGGUGUGCACUGGGGUGUACAACCCCCACACGGAGGUGCCCACUUAUGCCAACCAGUGCAUCAAGGAGACUGUGUUUCACGGGCACCGUGACUUCCGCUUCGACCCGGCGCUGGUAGAGCCCGGGCACAUCGUGCAGGACGUGGCUGACGCCGUGGAGCUCAUCUUUGAGCAGGAGAAGUUUGUGCCUCAGUAAUGUUCUCAGAUUGGUGUCGUCAUGGAGACCUCCUCAGUAGAGGUCUCAGGUUGGCCUGUGCUGGCCAUAUAAUUAUAAUUGAUUAUAUUCCAAUUCUAUGGUUCUGGGUUUUAAAAGAGGGGGUUCUUCAAAAUUGAUACAGAGAAGACCCAACCAACUGAUCAAUAUCCAUCUGUCCAGUGUUGUGCAGAUUUGUUUUGCAUGAUACGAUGGACCAGGAGAUUCCCUUAGUCCUUAUCUGGGAAACACCACUUACUGAGUUUCGCUGGACAGUGUUUACAACUUGGCAGGGCAUUGAAGGAACUUAAUAGAGGUCAUAUUCAAACUCAUAACAGUGUAAAGUAAUGUAGUGAGAUUGAACUUUUAUUUAUUCUGUUGUAUUGUUUUAUAGUGGGCUUAAAACGAUUUAAGUUCUGCACAAUUACCCGCCUUUAAGUAAUGGCAAGUAUUUUCUUAGUUGUGAUUAUGUACAAAGAUUAUGACAAUAUUUUAAAUUGUUAAUCUGAUUUAAGUGGUCUUAUGUAUCUUAAUGACUACAAUAAGUUAUACAUAUUUGUAUGAAGUCUAUGUAAUUCAUAUGUUUUCGAUUCCUUCUCAAACUGACAAUAAUACUGUCUACCAUACGUUUUGUCUGUUACAUCUAUGCAUGCAUUUCAUAAGAUAGAUUUCAUGCGUUAUACUGUAGAUAGAUGGUUCUAAGAUUAACUUAGCCUUAAGAUGCUUUUGGGGAAACGGGCCAUGUACUGUAAGAAUACCUAUUUGAUAUUUAGGGUGCAAUGCCGUCCUUCAACUGUGCUAUCUACGUUAUUUCUAGCAAUGUAAACCAUGUAACCUGUAUUUGCACAGAACAAAACGAUUCAUUCUCAUUUACUGUUACCAUAUCUUGCUGAGCUAGUAAACCUGCCCUUAGUUGUAAAUGUACCAUUUGUCGUAUUAGUUGUAAAUGUACCAUUUGUCGUAUGUGUUAGAACUUUGACCGCAGAUGCAAAGACUGUAUCUAGCCACUUAUAUAAAAUAUAGGAAUAUAACAUAAGCUAUUUUUUCAUAGGUGGAUUAACCAUGCAUUUCAGUUGAUGCAUUACAUGUUUUAUAAGAUGUUGUCAAUGUCAAUAUUGCUUGUAGGUAUGAAAAUAGCAUAGCCAUAAAAAAAGAAAAAAGCCGGCUACCUGUUUUUCAGUGCUGAUGAUACAGCAUGGGUUUGUUUACAUUAAAACAAAUGACUCCAUAGAAAAUAAAACAUGCUUGUCUUCUUGCCAUA